AUGGAGUUGCAGGUCCCAAUUGCAAUCGCAAGUCUUAAGGAAAAGCUGCCUCAGUCAGUCUCCUCCCCUCCUUCCACUAUCGCCGCCGCCGCCGCCACCCAGGCUCCUGACAGAUGGCGCAACCGCAGCAUCGCAGCUUUGGCGCUGCUCCUCGGUAGCUUGCACAGCUGGAGCCCGGACUCCGCUCCCCUGCCUUGCCUCCUCACCCCUGCGUCAGCUCCCAAAGCGGGGAGAGCGGCUCAAGACAGACAUCCCUGGCCGGCCUAUGGCGAAGCGACUUUGGGGCGGAUGGGAACGCUUCCGUCCUUAUUGGCAGGCCCCCCGUACGGGAAGGCGGGAUUCUAUUGCACUUGGAAAACAGUUACCAUUUUCGGUUGCAAGCUUUCCAGCUCUCAGUUGAGUCCACCUGUACAAAAGCUUUCUUUCAGGGCAUCAGGCCAGGGACAGCAGCAAAGAAAGAGUGGAGAAGAAGGUGCAGGAAACAGUGAGCUUCAUCAACGUCAAGAGUUAUGUCACUGGCCCUGCAGAUGCCCACCUGUGCCAAACUGCAGUCCUGGAGUGAGUCUGCUGAGAGAUGGCUGUGGAUGCUGCUGGAUGUGUGCCAAACAAGCAGGCACCAUCUGUAAUGAAGCCGAGGUCUGUGACCAUCACAAGGGACUAUACUGUGAUUACUCUGCAGAUAAGCCUAACUAUGAAAGAGGAAUAUGUGCAUAUAUGAUAGCAGUUGGCUGUGAGCUCAGUGGUGUAUACUAUAUCAAUGGCCAAUCUUUCCAGCCUUCUCCUCUUUUUUCGUGCUUGUGUGUGAAUGGUGCAAUUGGAUGCACACCAGUAUUCAUCUCCAAGUCAACAUCUAAUGAAUGUGCAUUGCUCAAGAACAGAAAGAAAGUUGGACAUUCCAAAUGUGCUUCAGGGCAUCUGGAAGAACAACAAUCAAGACAUUACCGAAUAAUGCCAGCUUUCAAAAAUGUGCCCCUUGUUUUGAAAAAGAAAUGCCUAAUACAAGCAACUUCAUGGACACCUUGUUCCCGAACUUGUGGCAUUGGCAUCUCUGACAGGGUGACCAAUGGAAACAGUAAAUGUGAAAUGAGGAAGGAAAAGAGACUGUGUUAUAUUCAACCCUGCCAAGCAAAUUUUCCAAAGACUCUGAAGAUUCCAAAAGGAAAAACAUGUCAGCCAACAUUUCAGCUUGCUAAAGCUGAGAAACUAGUCUUCUCUGGAUGUGCAAGUAGACAAAUAUACAAACCUAUGUUUUGUGGAAUCUGCCUGGAUAAGAGAUGCUGCAUACCCAAUAAGUCUAUAAUGAUUACAGUGCAGUUUGACUGCCCUAAGGAAGCAUCCAUCAAGUGGAAGAUGAUGUGGAUUACAUCUUGCGUUUGUCAGAAGAUAUGCAAUGAUCCAGGAGACUUGUUUUCUGAACUCAGGCUUUUAUAAGAAAUGUAUGGAAAGGAAAUAACCUCCUCCUUUGUUGCCA
Molecule: messenger RNA, 1471 nt
Organism: Candoia aspera
Lineage: Eukaryota; Metazoa; Chordata; Lepidosauria; Squamata; Candoiidae
Gene: CCN6
Product: cellular communication network factor 6
Exons: 6
Coding region: 1-1431 (476 amino acids)
Biological process (GO): cell adhesion; signal transduction
Cellular component (GO): extracellular matrix; extracellular region
Molecular function (GO): integrin binding; heparin binding
Source: RefSeq, a predicted model, not a curated record